Molecule: messenger RNA, 7621 nt
Organism: Oncorhynchus tshawytscha (Chinook salmon)
Lineage: Eukaryota; Metazoa; Chordata; Actinopteri; Salmoniformes; Salmonidae
Product: trichohyalin
Exons: 6
Coding region: 209-7039 (2276 amino acids)
Molecular function (GO): GTP binding
Source: RefSeq, a predicted model, not a curated record
UAUGUUCUGUGUUUUGUACAUUGUCAUUCAACCGGCUCUGUGUGAUGCCUUUAGAAAAUGAUUAUGACUCUGCAUUGUUGACCGAGACUGAAGGAGUAGCUCUUUACUCAUGAAUAAAGCCUUCCUAUAAAAGAGAGGCUGCAACCAAAGAAAAGAGCAAGAGGAGAGAGAGAAAGAAGAGAGAGAGAGAAAGAAAGAAAGAAAAGAGAUGGAGUCACAGGGCGAAGGUUACCCUCCCUUUUCGGUCUCAACUGGUGGUGAUGAGAGUAUGCAAGGUGUUAUGCAGAGAGAGGUGAACCCCUCAACUAGUGCUCCCCCUCUUCCAGAACUUAGGCUAGUCCUGCUGGGAAGGAAAGGAACAGGGAAGAGCUCUGCAGCCAAUACCAUCCUGGGAGGAAUAGGGGGGUUUGAGAGCGGCAGACCAACCGAGGAGUGCUCGAAAAAGCGAGCCGAUCUAACCAGGAGACGAGUCACCGUGGUAGACACCCCUGGCUGGGAAUGGUACUACCCGCUCAACAGCACCCCCGACUGGGUCCGGAGAGAGACGUUGCGCAGCAUGUCCCUGUGCUCCCCCGGACCUCACGUUAUCCUGCUAGUGAUACGUUCCUGCGCCUCGGUAACCGAGUCCUACAGGAAGCAAAUAGAGGAGCACCUGGAGUCCCUGGGGGAAGGGGUGUUGGACCAUACCAUGUUGCUGUUCACCAGGGGGGACGAGCUGGGUGUGGUGCCCAUGGAGCAGAGGAUCCUGACGGGUGGGGCUGCCUUCCAGCAGCUGCUACGGAGGUGUGGGAACAGGUACCAUGUCCUGGACAAUAGGAGCCGGGGAGAUGGAACUCAGGUAAGGGAGCUACUGAGGAAGAUGGUGGAGAUGGUGGAGAACAAGGGAGGACAUUUUGGGGCAGAUCCUGCCCUCCUGAGGUUGGAGGCAGACGGGAGGAGGAGAGCGAGGGAACGGAGGAAGAGGCAGAGACAGAUGGAGGCCCAGACUCAGAGGGGUACCAUCCGAGCUGUGCUUAUGACUGACGCUGGAUCCCAGGGCUCUGAUUGGGAUGGGAAACAACCAUUCUCUAAGGGUACUCGUCGUCUCCCAGAGCUGAGACUGGUCCUCCUGGGAGAGAGAGAGACUGGGAAGAGCUCGGCUGGGAACACCAUACUGGGUGGAGGUGGAGAAGGAGCAGGGUUCUUCCAGACUGGGAGAGUGACGGAGGAGUGCACCCGGUGCCAGGCAGAGGUAGCCAUGAGGCUGGUGACCGUAGUGGACACCCCCGGUUGGGAAGGUGGAGUAGCAGGCCCCACCCCAGAGAGGGUAAAGCGGGAGAUGGUGUGGGGUAGCGUGUCCCUGUGUCCCCCGGGACCCCACGCUGUGCUCCUCACCCUGAGGGUGGACACCCUGGUCAGUUCCACACCUGUAAGAGAACACCUGGAGCUCCUGGGGGAAGAGGUCUGGAGGCAUGCUGUCCUCCUGUUCACCCAUGGGGACCAGCUGAGGGAGGGGGUGGGCAUUGAGCAGCACAUCCAAAGUGGAGGGAGGGACCUUAAGUGGCUGGUGGAGAAGUGUGGGAGCAGGUACCACGUCAUCAGUAAUGUGAAUGGGCGUGGGGACGCCGCUCAGGUGUCUGGCCUGCUGGAGAAGGUAGAGAAGAUGGUGGCCGGGAACAGGUGCGAGGCCUUCUCGUCGCUAGUGCAGGAGGUCAGCGACCUCACCAGACAGAGGAACGAGAAAUUCAACCAGCGUCUCAAAGAGGUUGGUGACAAGAUGCAGCGUCAGGAGAUGGAGCUCAAGAGGAUGAGGGAGAGGGAGGUCAAAAGCAUCCGCUGGUUUUUCGAUCGGAAGAAGAAAGUUAAAUCUCCGGGGAAGUCAGGCGUGGAAAAAGAGGAGGAUGGAGGGGAGGAGGAGGAGGAGAAAAGGAGUGAUGGGAGGAAGAACGAAAUGGGCGAACUAGAGGAGAGGAUUCGGUGGCUGACGGAGGAUAAGGAGAGAGAGAUUCAGGAUCUGGGCGCGGAAAACUACAGAUUCAUCGCUGCGCUCGAUCAGAGAAGCAGGGAGCGAGAGGAGAUAGUCAUCAAGCUAGAGGAGAGAGAGAGAGAGAUUGACGAGCUGAAAGAGCGAGUUGACGAGCAGCAAGUGAAACUGCUCGACCUUGAGCGUGUCAUCGGGGAGAAAGAACGAGAUAAAAAAGAGAGGGAGGAAGAGUUUAGAGGGAAGCAUCAGGAAUGGAGGAGGGAAGCAGAGGAUUUGAAAGUCAGGAUAGCCCUGGAAGAAAAGGAAAAAGAGGAAUGGAUAGGAAGAGGAAAAACGUCACAGAACGAGAUGUAUGAGUCAAAACAGUUGUAUGAGGAGAGACUUUUACAGUAUGAGGAAGAGAUGCAGAGAAAACUGCAUGAAAAAGAGGAAGAGAUGGAGAGAAAACUGCAUGAAAAAGCAGAAGAGAUGGAAGGAGAGAGACUGCUAUCUGAGACAAGGGAAACAGAAAGGAGGGAUGAGCAAAGAAAGAGAGAUGAAAGGGAAAAGAAAGAGAUGAGCAAGCUGAAAGAAAUCAUUGAAAAGAAAAAUAAAGAAAUAACUGAUACACAGCAAUUGGUUACAGAGAAAGAAAAAGAGAUUGUGGAAGUGAGGGCGAGAUCCGUUGACAACGUGAAAGAAAAUGAGCGGCUGAAAGAAAACAAUGAACAGAAGGAGUCUGAGGUGGUGGCAAUGCAACGGCAACACACAGAGGACAAAAGUAGGAGAGAUGCCGAGGCAAUGGAUAAGUUACGAGGGAAAGAAGUGGAGCUCAACAACUUAAUACAAAAGGACGGGGAAAAUAAGAGAGAACUCGUCCGUUUAAGGCAAACCAUUAAACAAACAAAAACAGAACUGGAAAACUUAACUGCCGCGAUGGAGAAGGAAAGGAUGAACAUGAUACAGGAAUAUGAAAAGGAAAUCAAGACGAAGGAAGAGGAGAUGAGGUUGAUGUUAGAAGACCACGAAAGUGCUGUCAGCCAACUGCAGAAAAAGGAGGCAGAAAGUAGAAGGAACAUUUCAGGCAUGACAGAAUGCUUAAGGGACAGCCAGGGGAAGGUUGAGGUACUGCAGGAGCUGAACGUGAAAUUGAAGAAAGAGAUUGACAACCUCAGGAAGAAGUGUCAGGAGUAUGAGGAGGACCAGGGGGUUCAGAGGACCGAGAGGGAGAGCAGGGAGGCUGACAUCAGAGAGCUGCUCUGUGGAUAUGAAGAGCAGUUAAAACACAAAGACAGGGAAAUCCACCAUGUUAUGGAAGAGCGGAACCUGGAGGUUGCUGCGUUGAAACAGACAAACGACCAGAGACAGAAGGAGCUGGAGAAUAUGAAAGAAGGGGAGGAGGUGAGAGAGAAACAGGUGGAGGAGAUAAGAGGGUGCUAUGAGAAGAAUCUGAGAGAAAGGCAGAAUGAGCUGAAACAGACAGCUGAGGAAAAGGAGCAAGAGCUUGAGAAAAGGGGGAGAGUGUAUGAUGAGAAGGAGCGAGAACAAGCGAGAAGUAAAGACGUGCUGGAUAACAGAGGGCGUGAACUUGACACAAAAGAUGCAGAGCUAGUGAAAAGAGAAGAAGUGCUAGUGAAAGGAGAGGAAGGGCUAGUGAAAAGAGGGAAAGAGCUAGUGAAAGAAGAGGAAGGGCUAGUGAAAAGAGGGAAAGAGCUAGUGAAAGGAAAGGAAGAGCUAGUAAAAGGAGAAGAAGCCCUAGUGAAAGGAGAGGAAAAGCUAGUGAAAGGAGAGGAAGAGCUAGUGAAAAGAGAGGAAGUGCUAGUGAAAAGAGAGGAAGUGCUAGUAAAAGGAGAGGAAGAGCUAGUGAAAAGAGAGGAAGUGCUACUGAAAAGAGAAGAAGUGCUAGUUAAAAGAGAGGAAGUGCUAGUGAAAAGAGAGGAAAUGCUAGUGAAAGGAGAGGAAAAUCUAGUGCAAGGAGAGGAAGAGCUAUUCAAAAGAGAAGAAGGAUUAGUGAAAGGAGAGGAAGAGCUAAUGAAAAGAGAGGAAGAGCUACUGAAAAGACAGGAAGGGCUAGUGAAAGGAGAGGAAGAACGAGUGAAAAGAGAGGAAGAGCUAGUCAAACGAGAGGAAUUGCUAGUAAAAGGAGAGGAAAAGCUAGUGAAGAGAGAGGAAAAUCUAGCGAAAGGAGAGGAAGAGCUCUUCAAAAGAGAAGAAGAAUUAGUGAAAGGUGAGGAAGAGCUAAUGAAAAGAGAGGAAGAGCUAGUGAAAGGAAAGGAUGAGCUAUUCGAAAGAGAAGAAGAAUUAGUGAAAGGAGAGGAAGAGCUAGUGAAAAGAGAGGAAGAGCUAUUCGAAAGAGAAGAAGAAUUAGUGAAAGGAGAGGAAGAGCUAUUGAAAAGAGAGGAAGAGCUAUUCAAAAGAGAAGAAGAAUUAGUGAAAGGAGAGGAAAAGCUAGUGAAAAGAAAGGAAGAGCUAGUGAAAGGAGAAGAAGGGCUAGUGAAAAGACAGGAAGAGCAAGUGAAAAGAAAGGAAGAGCUAGUGAAAAGACAGGAAGAGCUAGGAAAAGGAGAAGAAGGGCUAGUGAAAAGACAGGAAGAGCAAGUGAAAGGAGAGGAAAAGCUAAUGAAAAGAGAGGAAGAGCUAUUCAAAAGAGAGGAAGUGCAAGUUAAAAAAGAGGAAAAGCUAGUGAAAAGACAAGAACAGCUAGUGAAAGGAGAGGAAAAGCUAGUGAAUAGAGAUAAAAUGCUAGUGAAAGGAGAGGAAGAACUUGAGAAAAGAGAGGGAGAGCUAGUGAAAGGAGAGGAAGAGCUAGUGAAAAAAGAGGAAGAACUUGAGAAAAGAGAGGGAGAGCUAGUGAAAAGAGAGGAAGAGCUAGUGAAAAGAGAGGAAGAGCUAGUGAAAAGAGAGGGAGAGCUUGUGAAAAGAAAGGAAGAGCUAGUGAAAAGAGACGAAGAGUUGGAAGGUAGAAGACGAGAAGUAAAGAACUGGGAGGAAGAUCUUGAAACAAGACAGAAAGGACAAGAAGAACAGAAACAGGAGUUGUGGAGCAGAGAAAAAUGCUUGAAAAGAAAGGAAGAAGAGUCUGAAAGCAAAGAACAAAACAUCUGCAGCAAGGAGCAAGAUGUGGAGAAAAUAGAAAAAGAGCUGCAAAACAGAAAGAACCAACUUGAUAGUAGGGAAUAUGAUUUAAAGACUUCGGAAGAAAAUAUUAAGAAAAUAGAGCUGGAUCUAGAAAACCUGCAGCGACAACAGGACAGCCGUCAACUAGAGCUGGAUGAAAGGGAAAAUGAACAAGGGAGUGGGAAGAUAGAACAUCAGAACCAGAGAGAGGAUCUGGAAAAAAGAGAGAGAGAACUGAGGGCCAGAGAACAUGAUUUGAGAUGUGGAGAACAAGGGUUGGAAAACCAGGAAGAGGAUAUGAACAACCGACAGCACGACAUGGACAAAAGACAAGAAGAAUUGGAAAAUAUACAACAAGACCUUGAGAAAAGGGAGCUUCACCUGGAGAAUAGAGAAGAAGAAAUACAGAAGCACAGACAAGCUCUGGAAAAAAGAGAGAAAGAGAUCAAAGACAGCAAACAAGGACUUGAAAACAGAGAACACCAUUUGAAGAAUGGAGAGCAAGAGUUACUGAAAUGGAGAACAGAGUUAGAAAUUCAAGGGAAACAUAUGAGCAACAGGAGCCAAGGCAUGGAAAAGCUGGAGAGAGAGGUGGAAAACCAUCAACAAGAGCUAAGGAACAGAGAGGAAGGUUUUGAAGACAAAAUGCAAGAGUUGAGGAAUUGGGAGCAGCGUCUAGAAAGACUUGAAACAGAACUAGAGAGGAGAGAGCAUGAACAGAGGAAUACGAAUAAUGGAUUCGAGGAAAAGGAGCAAGAAGUUAACCAUUUUGAAAAAGAUCCGGAUGGCAGAGAUUAUGACGUGGAGAUCAGAGAGCCUAACGGAUUGAUACCAAGCCAUGAAGCACAAGGAGGAGAUGUCUGUGGCAUGACAACAAGAUGUGAUAAUGUGACACUAGAGGGUAUAGAGGAUUCCCAUAUGAUGUACCAGGAAGUAGGAGUGGUGGAGAAAGAAGGACGGGAACUGCAGGGAAAAGAACCAGAGAGGAGUGGAAGCAUCACAGACCGGGAAGAUCAGACGAUGAUGGAAUGUGCCUCGUCUACAAUCUUAAACAAUAACAGUCAGUUUGAAAGAAUGGCAGCGCCAGAAGACAAAGAGGAGGCUAGACAGAAUCUGGAAGAACAGACGAAAGAGGAGAUAGAAGAAGAGGGAGAUGAGGAGAGAAAUAGAGAGCAUCCCAAACAGGAAGGGGAUCUUCAGAACACAGGGAAGGAGUGUCUUCUGUUAAAAAGAGGGAGCCAGGAUGAGAUAUGGCCGGAAGAAUGUAAAAAGAGGGGGAGAAUAUGUGAAGAGGAGGAUGAGGAGGAUAAUUAUAAGGAAAUUGAAGAUGUAAACGUUAUCUCAGACUUAAAGUUAACUCUAAGUCCAGGCCCCAGUGUGGAAAACACUAAACGCAUCCAAAGGUCUGAGCUGAGGCUGGUACUGUUAGGGGAGACUUGGUCCUCCCGUCACCCAGCAGGGUACACAAUCCUGGGCAGAGAGGCCUCACACCCAGGUGAGUCCAUCUCGAUGCCAUGGCGGGGACAAAUCGCUGGAAGACAGGUCAGUGUGGUAGAACCACUUGGGCUAAAGUGGCGUAACGGACCAGACGGCAACACCUCCGUCACCACAGACCCAACACAGUUCCAGAACAUCUUCCAUAGUGUUUCCCUGUCCCACCCAGGUCCCCACGCGAUCCUCCUGGUCCUACCAGCCUACCUGUCAUUCACACAGAAGUAUCGGAGAGCGGUGGAACACCAUAUGAGUGUGCUCGGGGAAGAUAUUUGGCGUCGCACUAUGGUGCUGUUCACGUGGGGGGAAGCUUUAGGGGAGAGUGCGGAGCAGCACAUAUUGAGGAAUGGGGACCUCCAGUGGCUCGUGGGACAAUGCGGCGGUAGAUACCAUAUUCUGGCCAGCAGGAAGAACAACUCUCAAACAGCAGAGCUAAUGGAGAAGAUAGAGGAGAUGGUGGCAGGAAACUAUCAAUGUAAUGGAGACUGAUCUUCAGUUGGGAUGAGUAGAGAUGAAUGGAGAGACAAAGGAUGGACUGGGAUGAUAUGAGAGGGAAAUGAUCAGUUGUUUGAAAUCUUUGCGAAUAGGCCAAUGGCGGGAUGUUUAAUUUCAUGUGUAUUUUUUAAAUAUUUUUUUAUAUAAAAUAUCAUUCAUUAAUCAGGAGAUAUGUUACAGUUACCAAAUACAGAGUCAAACUACAGAAGCAAAAUAAAUCACAGAUGAGUCGUUCACAAAUGUCACAAAUAUUCUAACUUCAAUGAAUUGUUCCUUGACAAUCCUUUUACAUACAAAUGUCAAACAUUUACCAAACAUGCUUGCUCCAAAGGGACUUUUUCAUGUAUUACAUUUCAGAAAGAUCCAAAAUCUUGUGGUCUUUUUUGUUCCAGUUUCGCACGGAAUGACCCAUAAGACUGCUUAUAGGUUAAAAAGUUGGAUUUACAAUAUGUGAGUUCAUAGUUUCUCCACAAGAUAGAGAUCUUGUAUCACUUUCUGUGGACGGCAGAUGGAGUGUUUCAAGAUGCUGAUGUUCAACAUGUUGAUAAUAAAUUGUAUUAAAUUAGUUAAAAUGUG